AUGAACCCCUUCCAGGAUCCUGGGGCCUCAUCCCAGUCCCAGGUCGACCCAGACGACAACAUGUCCUCCGCUCCAGGACGGAAGCGUGUUGGCUUCACCGCAGAAGGUUCAUCAGCUGUCCGCCCUUUCUCAACACACUCACCCGAUGAAGACACAGGCUCGGCUGGCCAUAACACGCCACUUCAACGGUCAGACGUGUCACAUGACGACCUCCAGAAGAUGCGGGAGUCGUUACGGCUUGCGCUUGGAGAUGAACAUGCCCACGAUUCACAGGAACCCAUCGCUCCUCCAAAAGAGGUACAGAAGCCUCGACCAGCAAUCCGGAAAAGUCCCCGGACUCCGCCACAGUUUUUUCUCAACGACGAGCCAAACCCGUUCGCGGAUGAGGCCUCUGAGGGACCUUCGCUGGGUGCUGAAGCCAAGCAGAGGUCAGGUCUUGCAGCCCAGCACCGCGCGACCAAGCUAUCGAAAUCUAUCGGCACUUUCUCCGCCCCAGGAUCUCGUCGCAAUUCUCAAGAAAUGUUAAGCACGCCCCCAGUUGAGUUGCGAAAUCUGGCUCGAGGUUACGAGAAGGGUCUCGAAACGCCAGAGGAGGACGAAGAUCCACAGUUCAUGAAGCGCGCCUCCAUGCUUCUACGUCAACACUCCAUUCGCGCGGCUGGCCCGGCGAUCAACAACGAGGAUUUUUUCCACAUAGACGCAUCACUCAGGUCCGGCCAGGUAACACCGGAUGCUGCCGAGUUCGAAGAUGAGCAUGUUCAACGCCCCUCUAAAUACCGGACAGGAGUAUUAGGCACCCUCCUCCAGGUUCAGAACGCGAAUCAAGGCCCAAUGUCAGGGAAUAUCGGCCAUGGUCGGAACCUAAGUGCUGGCACAUUCAGCGGAGCCUCAACGGCCGCCAACUCACCGAACCCAUCGCCCCCUGUCUCGGGGUAUUCGACACCCCGUGGUGGCCGUUCUUGGUUCGCUCGUCAUCACAACAACACUUCGACAGCAUCCAUCUCUCAGUUGGUCGGGUCUUCUACGCAUAGCUUUGUUACUCCUGCUCAGAAGGAGCUCGGCCAUGAGUUUGAUGAGCAGUAUAAGAAGACUCGACCAGGAAUGGGCAAGCGAUCGCGUUCGGAUGACUCCGUACUGCCGUUCAGGAAGCCGGGAAAACGUCGUGAUCAUGAGAUUAAAAUCAAGAUACAUCUUGCCGGCACUUUGGCACGCCAGAACUACCUCCGCAAGCUCUGCAAGGCCUUGAUGAUGUACGGUGCUCCCACGCAUCGACUGGAAGAGUAUCUCAACAUGUCGGCUCGCGUUCUGGAGAUCGAAGCACAAUUCUUAUACAUGCCAGGCUGUAUGAUCAUCGCCUUUGACGAUUCUUCAGUCCAUACUAGCGAAGUUAAGCUUGUACGAACCAGCCAGGGCGUCGAUCUGGGCAAGCUUCGUGAUGUUCACGAGAUUUACAAAGAAGUCGUGCACGACCGUAUCGGUGUCGACGAAGCCACACCUCGUCUCGAAGCUAUCAUUGGCCGCAAGGACAAAUUCCAAGCGUGGCUCAGGGUCUUCGUAUACGGUUUAGCAUCUGCGACUGUCGGUCCCUUUGCGUUCCAAGCCCGCUUUAUCGACUUGCCAUUCUGCUUCCUCCUCGGCUGUAUCAUUGGAUGGCUACAGCUCAUUGUUGCUCCUGGAAACGACCUCAUCAGCAAUGUAUUCGAAAUCGGUGCCUCGAUCAUCACAAGCUUCGCCGCCCGCGCUCUUGGCUCCAUCAGGGGUCGUGACGGCAAGGAAAUCUUCUGCUUCAGCGCCAUGUCCCAGUCCAGUAUCGCGUUGAUCCUACCCGGGUUCAUGGUUCUAUGCGCAUCGCUUGAGCUUCAGAGUAAGCACAUCGUUGCAGGAUCUGUCCGCAUGGUAUACGCCAUCAUCUACUCGUUCUUUCUCGGCUUCGGUAUCACCAUCGGCACCGUUCUAUACGGCAUGAUGGACCACAACGCCACCUCGAGAACUUCCUGCAUGGAACCAAUGUCGACCAACUUCUACUACCUCUUCGUUCCGGCGUUUGCGAUAUGUCUCAUGAUUGUUAACCAGGCCAAGUACAAGCAAAUGCCCUCGAUGACGGUAAUUGCUUUCAUCGGCUGGGUCGUCAACUUCCACAGCUCCAAGUACUUCAAGAGCAACGCGCAGGUCAGCAAUACGCUCGGCGCCCUGGCAAUCGGCAUUGCGGCCAAUGCCCAUGCGCGUUUUGGUCGCCACAUUGAGAACAAGAGUCUUGAUAUUUGGGAGAACACGCUCCGCCCACGCCUGGUCAAGGUCCGCAAGAUGUAUAGGCGAAACCGCCAUGGGCCGCAUCGUGCGGCGCCCAAGCUGGAGCGAUCCGAGUACGACCCUACGCCAACCAGCCGACCUGUCUCGCGGGCCAGCUCAAUGAGCGAGUAUGUAACCCACACCCGUAAAGUCGGCUAUGGUCUCGCCGCCGCCGCCAUGUUGCCCGCCAUCUUCGUCCAAGUCCCAUCUGGUCUCAGCGUUCAAGGCUCACUCGUAUCCGGUCUUACAUCGGCCGAUCAGAUCGUUCGUAAUAGCACCGGGAACGCUACAACCAUUAACCCCGCAGACGUGGGGAGUAGCAGUUCUGUCAACUCCAUUGCGCUGGACGUGGGUUUCUCAGUCGUCCAGAUCGCCAUUGGUAUUACGGUCGGUCUUUUCUUGGCUGCACUCAUUGUGUACCCGCUUGGAAAGAAGAGGUCUGGCCUAUUCAGCUUCUAA
Messenger RNA from Cucurbitaria berberidis CBS 394.84, 2748 nucleotides. Its product is annotated as DUF1212-domain-containing protein. Bases 1 to 2748 code for a protein of 915 amino acids. The record is from RefSeq and is a predicted model, not a curated record. Lineage: Eukaryota; Fungi; Ascomycota; Dothideomycetes; Pleosporales; Cucurbitariaceae. Gene Ontology annotation, molecular function: transmembrane transporter activity. Gene Ontology annotation, biological process: transmembrane transport. The transcript is spliced from 3 exons.